UUUGACCCUACUGCAGGUGAGAAGCUGGAGGGGUUCCUGCGCUCCCUGAACAGCAGCAAGCCUCAGUACCUGGGCCAGACGGGCCUGGGUAUGGCCGAGGAGCUGGGCCGCCUGGCUCUGGAGCCCGGAGAGAACUUCUGCAUGGGGGGCCCCGGGAUGAUAUUCAGUCGAGAGGUUCUCCGCAGGAUGGUCCCUCACAUCAGCACCUGUCUGAGGGAGAUGUACACCACCCACGAGGAUGUGGAGAUUGGCCGCUGUGUGCGACGCUUUGGAGGAACACAGUGUGUGUGGUCGUAUGAGAUGCAGCAGCUCUUCUACGAGAACUAUGAACACAACAAGAGAGGUUUCAUUGAAGAACUUCACAGCAGCAAGAUCCACAACGCCAUUACACUCCACCCCAACAAGAAGCCGGCCUACCAGUACCGUCUGCACAGCUUCAUGAUGAGCCGGGAGAUCUCCAGACUCUGUUACCAAAGCAUCCUGCUGCACCGGGAGGGCCUGAUGAUGAGUCACCUGAGUGAUAGUGAAGUGCUGUGGGAGGACCAACAGCUGGGCUCCUCUCCUUCCUACAUGCGCUUUAAACCAGGCGAUAGGAAUGAUGUCAUUGAGUGGGAUUUCCUGACUAGUCGCCAUAUUUAUUCUGCUGCAGAGAACAAAGUGGCCCGGCAGAGCCUUGGCAACCUGCUUCGUACUGCAAUGGAAGACGUUAUACGCCAGGUCAUGGAAAUGAUUAACGAGAAUUCCAAAACACGCGGCCGUGUAAUCGACUUUAAGGAGAUCCAGUACGGCUAUUACAGGGUGGAUCCCAUGCAUGGCGCAGAAUACAUCAUAGACUUACUGCUUCUCUACAAGAAACACAAGGGACGUAAGAUAACAGUGCCCGUGAGACGACACGCUUACCUUCAGCAGUCGUUCAGUCGUCCCUUCUUCACUGAAACUGAAGAGUUAGACGUGUCUGAACUCGUCGCCGCCAUCAACUCUGAGUCACAAUCCCUGUCUUUCCUGUCCAACUCUCUGAAGUUUUUGUCACCUUUCCAGGUCUACGAAUCAAACAGGGAGAUGUGGGAGCAGAGCCAAAGAAAAGUCAACAUCCUCGUCCCAUUAUCAGGUCGCUACGAGAACUUUAUCCGCUUUAUGGAGAACUUUGAGAAAGUGUGUUUGAUACCUAAACAAAAUGUUAAGCUCUCCAUCAUUCUGGUAGACAAUGAAAACAUGGAAAAACACGCUCCGUUAAUGAAAGACUACAGCAGGAAGUAUCCCAAAGCUGACCUGUCAAUCAUCCCCAUGACAGGCAACUUCUCACGAGGCCUUGCUCUUGAGCUGGGCUCCUCACAGCUGGAUAACGACUCCUUACUCUUCUUCUGCGAUGUUGAUCUCAUCUUUAGUGGGGAUGCCUUGCAGCGCUGCAGAGAAAAUGCUGUCCAAGGGAAACAAGUCUACUUCCCUGUUGUCUUUAGCCAGUACAACCCCAAGAUAGUGUACUCUGAGAAGGCCCCGAGAGAAAACAAAUUUGUUCUGACCAAGAAAAGUGGUUUCUGGCGGGAUUACGGAUUUGGAAUCACCUGUGUUUUCAAGAGUGAUUUGAUAAAAGCUGGAGGUUUCGACACCUCGAUAUUAGGCUGGGGAUUGGAAGACGUAGACUUGUACACGAAAGUGAUUAAUUCUGGGUUGAAAGUGUUACGCAGUCAAGAACCAGGAAUUGUUCACCUUUAUCAUCCUGUCCACUGCAACACAAGUCUUGAGCAGAAGCAAUACAAGAUGUGCCUUGGGUCGAGAGCAAGUACGUUUGCAUCGACAAUGCAGUUAGCAGAGCUGUGGCUGGAGAAACACGUAGAGACGGGCUACAACAGAACCGCAUCCUGACCCUUCAGCUCUCCUGGACUCGACACCGGUGUAGCUCAGGCUGCUGGGACGCAUGUUGUGGUGUGACAGAGGACAUGAGCUCUUUGUAGCUUGGACAAACUGAUCCAGAAAGUGCAGAAAACUGAAAUGGACCGAUCCAGUAAGGCCAUACAAAUCCAAACUGACGACACAGCAGGGAAGAAACCAGAGGAAAUACAACAUGACGUAAUCAAGUAUGGUAUUGCUGUGUCAACGUGUUGGAAGCCUUCAUAAGACAAGUCUCUGCUACCUUAUCCAGUUCUAAACCAACUAAGGAAAUCAUGGACUAAAUCCAAAUGUGUUGUUAGUUUCAGAAUUAUUGAUUUGUUAACUGCUGUGUCAAUGAUGCAAACAUAUAGCUUUGUAACCUUCCAGCUCUUAGGGAUUUGUUUAGAGCAGUGUUUCUCAAACUUUUUCAUACCAAGGACCACUUAACCAAUAAAAAAACACUCGCAGACCAUCUAACUCCACAAAUAUCCAAAAACAAUAGGCCUGCUUACCACUCCAACAGUAUAACAAAUUUACAGCCUAAUAAUGACAGCUUAACCUUCUCACCUCGUUCACACAUUAAAUCAACAAUACCAAUACAACAGAUU
This is a messenger RNA of Notothenia coriiceps (black rockcod), 2477 nucleotides long. Its product is annotated as chondroitin sulfate synthase 3-like. Gene Ontology annotation, molecular function: glucuronosyl-N-acetylgalactosaminyl-proteoglycan 4-beta-N-acetylgalactosaminyltransferase activity. Lineage: Eukaryota; Metazoa; Chordata; Actinopteri; Perciformes; Nototheniidae. The annotation marks the transcript as partial. The record is from RefSeq and is a predicted model, not a curated record. The transcript is spliced from 2 exons. Gene Ontology annotation, cellular component: Golgi cisterna membrane.